This is a messenger RNA of Mesorhabditis spiculigera, 564 nucleotides long. NCBI's taxonomy places the organism in Eukaryota, Metazoa, Nematoda, Chromadorea, Rhabditida, Rhabditidae. The record is from the annotation of a GenBank genome assembly.
AUGGAUACUGUCUCCCCCAUAUUCGGAUCGCGUACGAUGCGUAGCCGCGGUUGGGGGAACCGAAGCACCCUCCCGCCGCAGACCACCCCGUACGCGAACGCGCUUCGUCUACUGGGAUACCGCGAUGCCUCGCCCCACUGGACGCACGUCUGGGAAGUCGAGGCGCACGCGUGUCCGGAAUGUGAGCGGCAGUCAAAGUAUACGGUGCACCCAAAUCUGGCCGUCGCCUGCGAGGUACUGCUGCACGGGCAGAGCGUGAACACCUACUACGCGGGCGAGUUCUGCUUCGUCAGCGCGAGCCCCUACAUCGUCUACGUCAACAACGAGAAAGUGCUGAAGGCCGAAGUGGCUCUGGCUCACAAGUAUCUAAAUGCUCAGUACCCGGCGCAUCGGGCUCACACGCCCCCGGCACUACUGCAAGAGCAGCACCCAAAGAAGGACUACCUUAUGAAACACUGGGACGAGCUGUUAGAAAUAUUAAACAGCAUCGAGGAAAAGCGCCAGCGGCCCUACUACUCUCCAGAGCUGCUCAAAAUGCUGCCGCAAACCCCCAGUGACGAAGCU